This is a messenger RNA of Daphnia pulex (common water flea), 733 nucleotides long. Its product is annotated as proline-rich protein 3-like. The record is from RefSeq and is a predicted model, not a curated record. The transcript is spliced from 4 exons. Gene Ontology annotation, cellular component: extracellular matrix. The coding region runs from base 97 to 663 and encodes 188 amino acids. Lineage: Eukaryota; Metazoa; Arthropoda; Branchiopoda; Diplostraca; Daphniidae.
GGGAUAUACUCUCCAAUUUUGUAUAAAAACGUGAACAGACUGGACUGAAAUUAUCAGUUUACCAACUGUUUUCAGCAAGUUGACUACUACUCCAACAUGAAAUUCUUGAUCCUCGCCGCCCUUUUCGCUGUCGCUGCCGCCGAUUCUUACAGGUCAGCCGAAUACGCUCCCAAGUAUGAAGCUCCGGCAUACAAAUCUACAUAUGAAGCAAAAUACGAGACUCCCCAACCUUACGACUUCAGCUGGGCCGUCAAUGAUUACUACAACGACUACGAACACUCUGAGAAGAGCGACGGCAAUGUCGUAACCGGAUCAUACCGCGUCGUCCUUCCCGACGGCCGCACCCAAAUUGUCACCUACAGGGCUGACAGCUACGGAUAUGUCGCCGACGUCAAGUACACCGGUGAAGCCAAGUAUCCCGAAUACGUCGAAAACAACUACAAAGCUACCACCUACUCCGCCCCAGCUUACAAGCCCACCGCUCCCACCUACUCCGCUCCUGCUUACAAGCCCACUGCUCCCACUUACACCGCUCCCACAUACACUGCCCCGGUCAAAAAUGGUCCCACCUACACCGUCACCGCUCCCACAUACUCUGCCCCGGCCCCGGCUUACACCGCCACUCCGGUCUACAAAGCCCCCGCAGUCCAGCCCCAGUAUUAAAUUGCAAGUAAUUGAAACCGCUGAAAUGUGUGUAUCUAAACUUAUUAUUUAAUACAAAAAUUCAAUUCGA